AUGAAAUCAUCACUGCAACUAAGCAAAGAAGCCUUGGAAUAUACUUUUAACCCUAAAAUACCACUGAAAUUAUACCUGAAAACGUGCAUAAGCCUCGUUGAAGAGGCCCAAACGUCAUUUCAGGAUGGAAGAUUAGAAAGGUCGUAUCUCAUGUACUUAAGAUACCUGGAUUUAUGCAUGAACAAGUUGCCUAAUCACCCUGAGGUUACGGAAUCAAGUACAAAUUCGGAAUGUUCGCUCUUUAGAAAAGAAUAUCAACAAUUGUUGAAAUUAGAAGUACCUGCAAUUUUAAGGAUCAGCGAGGACUUAAAGGCACAAAUAGACAUCUCAUACCAAAAGAAUACUCUCUCACUGGCGACUAAUGUUCCAAAACGAGUUGUCAAAGAGCGCGCUAAUACAGAGGCUAUCGAACUUCCGUCUUCUUUCAGUGAUGCCAAAUUAAGGCAAUCCAUACACGCCUUUCACAACGAUAACAUCAGCAUGGGAAACCUAGUGAGUUCAUCUACUGCUCCUCUAAUAUAUCCCGAUUUGCCCAAGCUAAGUAAUUCGACAUAUGCAUCCAUAUAA
Messenger RNA from Lachancea fermentati, 567 nucleotides. The record is from the annotation of a GenBank genome assembly. Lineage: Eukaryota; Fungi; Ascomycota; Saccharomycetes; Saccharomycetales; Saccharomycetaceae.